AUGGCCUACACUGAUUCCGGUUGGCAUUUCUCAAACAUCAGUCAUGAUUCUAAGUGGUCGGAAUGGGUUGUCCUCGGUCGUCGAGGCGCUCUCGAGUGGCCGUUCAGCUUGCUCGUGUGGAUGCUGCAGAGGGCUGCCGCCAUCUCCCCUUUCUUAUUUGAGAUAGCUCUUAUUGUGAGUUCAUCAUUGCUAGUUGCUUAA
Penicillium paradoxum is the source of this 201-nucleotide messenger RNA. RefSeq lists its product as uncharacterized. The record is from RefSeq and is a predicted model, not a curated record. The transcript has 2 exons. Lineage: Eukaryota; Fungi; Ascomycota; Eurotiomycetes; Eurotiales; Aspergillaceae. The coding region runs from base 1 to 201 and encodes 66 amino acids.